This is a messenger RNA of Ilex paraguariensis (yerba mate), 1575 nucleotides long. The record is from the annotation of a GenBank genome assembly. NCBI's taxonomy places the organism in Eukaryota, Viridiplantae, Streptophyta, Magnoliopsida, Aquifoliales, Aquifoliaceae.
AUGGGUUUUCAAUGGCUAAGCUUGGUGGGUGCCAUUUGGCUCCAAUCCAUUAAUGGGACAAACUCCAACUUCCCUGCUUAUUCAUCCCAACUCAAGCGUCUUCUCUCCAUUUCACAGCUUGAACUCAACAACCUAGCAUUUGCUUCCGACGCUGGAAAAAUCCUGGGUUGGUUCGCCGGCAUUGCCGCCGGUUAUCUACCCCUCUGGCUAGUCCUCAUGAUAGGUGCAAUUCUCGGGUUGAUUGGUUAUGGCGUUCAAUAUCUCUUCCUUACAAACCAAAUCUCUUCUCUCUCUUAUGUGCAUGUUUUCUUACUCACCGUAUUAGCAGGAAACAGCAUUUGUUGGUUCAACACAGUCUGUUACCUUGUCACCAUAAAAAACUUUCCAUUGGAUCGUCAGUUUGCCGUGGGGCUAUCAACUAGCUACGUAGGAUUGAGUGCAGAGAUUUACACAGAUAUUGUAAAUGUUUUCUUCUCUUAUUCACAAACAGAAAAAGCUGAAGGCUAUCUUCUUCUGAAUUCAAUCUUACCCCUUAUAGUUUGUAUAAUGGCUGCACCGGUCGUCAGAAAUAUCAACGUCGGAAAGUCCAAGAAAUUGUCAAGUGGGUUCAUUGUAAUGUUUGCAAUAACAACAGUCACCGGAGCCUAUGCCAUGAUCAGCAGUCUGGGUUCAGUUAUGUCAAGUGUCAUGUCACCGUUGAUUGUUCUGAUUGGUAUGGGUGUGUUCUUAGUCACCCCACUUGUGGUGCCAUUGGGUGAUAAACUCAGAGAAACUUUGCAGCAAAAAUGCUGGCUAAGGGUAGAGAGAAGAGUACAUAAUCAUAAUCUGAAAGUAGUGGAGGGUGUUGAAGGUUCAAUGAGCGUAGAGGAGGGAGUGAAUGAAGAAGACACCACUGGUAUAACAGAAUUAGUUGCUGUGAAGGAGGAGAUUGGAGCCAAGACUAUGGUGAAGAGAGUAGAUUUUUGGUUAUAUUUCUUUGUCUAUUUCUUUGGUGCAACUCUUGGGCUGGUCUAUUUGAACAACUUGGGUCAAAUUGCAGAAUCUCGUGGAUGCUCGCAGAUUUCUUCUCUGCUCUCAUUGUCUUCUUCAUUUGGUUUCUUUGGUCGCCUCGUUCCUUCCCUUCUCGACUGCUACUUCUCCAGGAGAAAGAUCAAAGUCUCAGGAGCAGCAUCAAUGGCGGUGAUGAUGGCACCAAUGGCAGGAGCAUUCUUCGUCCUCCUCAACAAAACCGACGUCUGUCUUUACAUCAGCACAGCCAUUAUAGGUGUCUGUACCGGAGCAAUAACCUCCAUCUCCGUCUCCACAACCACAGAGCUGUUUGGGACAGAGAAUUUUAGUGUAAAUCACAACGUUUUGGUCACAAAUAUCCCAAUAGGUUCAUUUCUAUUUGGUGACUUAGCAGCACUUCUUUACAAGAAAGAAGGAGAUGAUGAUCAUCAUGGUAAUGGAAGAUGCAUGGGGAUGAAAUGUUACCAAAAGACAUUUGUUAUAUGGGGUUCACUUUGUCUUCUUGGGAUUUUGCCAGCUUUAAUCCUCCAUGCACGAACCAGAAAGCUUUACUCGCAAAGAUCAUAG